GCUUAGUCAUAAAUGCCUUUUAAAAGAUGUGUUCCCUUUGACAGACCGGAUGGUCAAAUCAAAUGUUAUGUAGACCCUUUAACAACAUUAUUAUGUAAGGUGGACUCGUCUCAGAUAUUUCUGUCUUAAAGGAAAUAACGGAAUGGGAAUUUUCCAAUUGGCAUUUAUAUUUGCAGUUUUGUGGUAGGGUGAUUUAUGAAUCAUGAUGUUCGUGCAAGAGUAUCAUCAAAGGUGUUCGUGAAUAGAAUAAAAUUCUGAUAAAAUUUGGAAAAUGAAUUUCAUAGAGGUUGGGCUGCCGCAUACAGAGUUUGUACCAAAGAAGAAGGAAUUUACCCCAAGGCGCCCUAUUCCGAUGUCUGGGCUGAGUAAAAAGUACAUGGGUUUAGAGACACUGUCCAAAUCUGACCUGGGCUCUCUAAUCGAAAGACUUUCACAACCUAAAUCUUCUUCAAGUGUUCAUAACCCUGCCAUUGAUACCAACGCAGACCAAAGAUGUGGUUCGGGCACUUCCGGGGGUAGAUUUGCAGGUAACAAGAAGAUGAAAAAGUCUGAUUUAAACAGUAUGAUAGCUAGAUUGUCAAGCGCCAAAUCAGAGAGGAUACCGGAUUCUAGGCGGAUCCAGACAGCUGAGGAGCGGAGCAGACGAGGGGUGACGGCAAGCUUCGCGUGGCAAGGAAAGGGUCCCUUAAGAGGGGGUCUCUGUACAUCAAGUCAUCACACGCACUAUAGAGAUCUGCUCAAAAAACACUCUGAUAAUGACUGGUGCAGAGAAAGAAAUUAGUCAGACAACAGAUGUGUUUCUAUAACCGUUUUAUUGCAUUGAUAAUUACAUUUUACUGAUAUUCAUUGAAGUUAAAGUUCCCCGUGUCUACAUUUUCGUGAGAUUCAUACUUAUCAUAUUUGCAAUUGUUUUGUUAACACAGUACAUGUAGCAUAUUAAAACUUUAUUAAUUUAUUAUUAAUCUUCCUCAUUUAUAAUUAAUCGUAAUUAAUCAUCUUAAUUUUAAAAUUAUAAUUAUUGUUUUCUACAUUUAAUCAGUCCCAUAUUUUUUUUU
Molecule: messenger RNA, 1055 nt
Organism: Saccostrea cuccullata (small rock oyster)
Lineage: Eukaryota; Metazoa; Mollusca; Bivalvia; Ostreida; Ostreidae
Exons: 2
Coding region: 272-781 (169 amino acids)
Source: RefSeq, a predicted model, not a curated record